This is a messenger RNA of Daldinia loculata, 1844 nucleotides long. Its product is annotated as nitrogen metabolite repression--responsible protein. The transcript has 2 exons. The record is from RefSeq and is a predicted model, not a curated record. Lineage: Eukaryota; Fungi; Ascomycota; Sordariomycetes; Xylariales; Hypoxylaceae. The coding region runs from base 250 to 1650 and encodes 466 amino acids.
CACCACAAGUCCAUUCUUCGGCAGCUUCUCUUUACAGUUUUCUUCAAUGGGCGUACCGACUCCUUUUCCUCUUCCAUAGUUGCGGCUUCGGCUUGGUCUCUUCGCUUCUUGCAUCAUCGGGACGUCACGCGCCCAUUUAGCUGUCCGAGCUCGCCUCUAAUUUUUCACGAUAUUGGCAACCUAGCUAUUUUGUGUUACACAAAACCUCGAGUGUCGAGACCCCGAGUGGGAAACUGGAUCUACGUCGCUAUGCCUUCCUCACAUCCCAUUCCUAUUCAGACUGACCUGGUUUUUCGGCCAGUACCUAGCGAGAAAUGCAAUGCUUCCUCUCCCAAGUCCUCGGCGACGCACGGUACAAGACACAAGCAUACGCGGUCUUCUUACUCGGAGAGCUCACCUCUUACUGCCAUGUCCAGAAACAACUCGUUGACAUAUCGCCCUCUAAAACGGUCAACACCGUCGCCAGAUAAGACCAUUGCUGUUAUUAAUGCAAGUGGUCGCCAAGCCGCCUCUUUAAUUCGGAUAGCUACUGCUGUAGGCUAUAGGGUACACGCACAGCUGCGCAACCUAGAAGGUGUUAUAGCUUCCGAAGUAUCGAUGAACCCGAGUGUCACAGUUUUUACCGGAGAGCUCUAUGUUAGAAAUAAACCCGACGACAAAAGGGACGUCACUGUUCACGGGCACCUCCCAGGGAUUCUAGUCAAUCACCGUCUAAUCUCGCAGCUCUUCAACGGCGCACAGCUAGCUUUCAUCAACACGACAUUUUACGGCAACGAAAUACAUAUAGGAGAAGCCAUUGCGGACGCAGCAAAAAAGGCCGGCGUCCAGCAUUACGUAUAUUCAUCCAUGCCCGACCACGCAGCUUAUAAUCCAGAAUGGCCCUCGCUACCCCUUUGGGCGGCCAAGCAUGAGGUAGAGAAAUAUGUUCGCAAGAUAGGGUUACCAGCUACCUUCCUCUAUACCGGAAUAUACAACAACAAUUUUACGUCGCUCCGCUAUCCGCUAUUCUGCAUGGAACUGCAGCCAGACGGUUCGUUCGUGUGGCAAGCCCCCUUCCACCCGCACGCGAAGCUUCCCUGGUUAGACGCCGAGCACGACGUUGGGCCAGCUAUUAUUCAGCUCUUUAAGGACGGACCAGAAAAAUGGAAUGGGAAGCGUAUAGCGUUAGCUUACGAGUAUCUGACGCCCGUAGAAGCCUGUAAAGCGUUCGAGCGAGGGGUAGGCAGGCGCGUCCGCUAUAAGCACGGGCCCAUAGAAGUAAAAGUGAAGAUUCCAGAGGGUUAUCGAGAACAGCUUGAGGCGCUGGAGAAACUCUUCUCGCCAAAUAAUACCGACCCCAAGAAGCAGCCGCCGUAUUUUGGAGACCUGGAACUCGAUAGAAGAUGUCCCGAAGAUGCUUUAGCAUUAUGGGAAGGGCCGAGGGGACUCGAAGAAUAUGCUCGCGAAAUUUUCCCACUGGAAGAAGAGGCAAACGGGAUGACUUGGAUGUUUGACUGUGAUGAGGUCCCUGUAUUUAACGGCCCAAGAGAGGAAAUUGAAGAGGUGGCUGGUAAUGGGGAUGAUGAGGAUGGCGAUUGUGAUGACGAAUCCUUAGAUGAAGGGUUAAUAAUGAGAGGGCUUAAGAGAGAUGAAGAGUCAUGGCUGGCAUAAGUACCUAACGAGUUGCUGCGCGCGCCAUGACUUCCUCAGCGAACAGGAACGCGAGGAGAAUAUGGUAUUAUUCGCAGGCUUGGGAAUUCCCCCUGGAGGACGUGACUUAAAACUCGAAGUUACUAUUCAACCCUCUUACGCAUUGUUCUUCUACAGCAUUUACAUAGGCUCGGCUACUCUAGACAGGCCUUCGG